This is a messenger RNA of Hibiscus syriacus, 1777 nucleotides long. RefSeq lists its product as uncharacterized. Gene Ontology annotation, molecular function: transcription coactivator activity. Lineage: Eukaryota; Viridiplantae; Streptophyta; Magnoliopsida; Malvales; Malvaceae. Gene Ontology annotation, cellular component: SAGA complex. The transcript is spliced from 3 exons. The record is from RefSeq and is a predicted model, not a curated record. The coding region runs from base 127 to 1173 and encodes 348 amino acids. Gene Ontology annotation, biological process: regulation of transcription by RNA polymerase II.
UCUCUACUCUGUACUCCCUCAAGUUUCGAAUGGAAUAGUAAUGAUCAAUUUGUUUUCUUAUUGAAGUCAGUUGACCUCAACUGAAUUCAGCUAUAUAGUUGAUUGAUUUAGUGAGGAACUUGGAAUAUGGAAACUGAAAUGCCAGCUGAUCGGCAUUUUUCUCGAGUAGAUACUUUAGAGUUGAAAUCUCUAAUCGAAAGGAAGAUUGGUCGUAAUAAUGCGGAGAGAUACUGCGAUCUGCUUUCCAGAUUUUUAAGUCUUAAGAUCGAAAAACCUGAGUUCAAUAGGCUCUGCAUUGAUACAAUAGGGCGAGAAAAUGUUCAUCUUCAUAAUCACCUCCUCAGAUCAGUUAUUAGAAAUGCUUCACUCUCAAAGACUCCUCCAGCAAAAGAGAACAAAUUGGAAAGCUCUUCAAGUGUUAAAUUGGCAACCAGAUUUCCAAGAAGAAAUCUUCAGUCACUGUGCAAAGGCAUUUCUCAAUCCCUUCUUAAAGUCCGGACACUAAAUCUUCGAGACCGCAAGUUGAGGGACCGCCCAAGUCCUUUAGGGCCUCAUGGGAAGAACAAUAGUACUGUCUGUGAAGAUGCGCCUCCUAAAGUUCAUGAACAGAGUGCUACUGAAUUGCUUUCAUUGAGUAGCCGACCGCCUGGUUCUGUGGAGGAUGGAGAAGAGGUUAACCAAGCUUCAGGAAGUCCAAGCAUUCAGAGUAGGAGUCCCGUUAGAGCCCCGCGUGGCAUCUCUUUUAAUGCUAAAGGAAUGCGGAGAGUUCCUUGGAACGGGUUGGAAUCUGCUCCUGAGACUUGCUAUUGCAGAGGUGAACUGCCUGAUAGCAGUUCUUUGAGAAAGAGGUUGGAAUUGGAGGGAUUAAGCAUCUCAGUAGAUUGUGCUGAUGUGUUGAACAUUAGUCUUGAUGUCUUCUUGAAGAGAUUGUUAACACCAUGCUUGGAACUAGCUGGUUCGAGAUCUAGAGAAAAACUUAUCGAGCAAGGUCUUAGUUGGUCCAUUGCCUCUUUGAAUGGGAUGCAACAUGUGAAAUUUGCCAAACAACAAAGUCGGCACAUUUCUACAUCGGUGUUAGACAUUCAAGUCACAAUGGAGCUAAAUCCCCUCAUUCUUGGAGUAGACUGGCCAACACAACUUGAGAAGAUUUCCCUGCUUGCCUCAGAAGAGUGAACGAUGACUUGAAUUGGAUCAGGUUCUGUCUCGGGCAAUUUUGCGACAUUUCAAUUAUGAAGUCCAUUCUAGCUUGGAUCUUGGUUGUACCAUUUUUAUAUAACAGAUGAAGUAAAUAAUUAUAAAGGCUACAAGGGUUUCAGGUCAAUCUGAUUAGAUUAUAUAAGGUCAAGGCAUUGAUCCACGAGGCGUGCAACUAUAUCGACACUUUGUAGGAAUCUACUAGCACGAACAGGUUAUCAAAUAUCUCACUCUGAUGUCUAUAGUUUUCUGUUUGCUUUAUUGAACACUUAUUUUUUUAAUAAUGAAGGCGAUCUUUGAGUUUUUGGGCCUGCUAUUGUUGAUCUAGUCAUUUGAGCUUUAAUCAUCUACUAUACGCUUUUCAUCUGAUAUGACCAAUUAUUUUCGGUUUGUUUACUUACAGUCGUGCAAUAAUAAACUCAUUUAUGUAGUGACAUUUUUGGUGUUGCAUGGAUAUAAAUGUGUUUCCUCCCUUAUAUCGGACCGUACCAGUAGUCUGAAAAUCAUUUGUUUCAAAGGAGCUGUAUAUCCUACAUGAGAUUGAAUGCUUUUCACUUAUUUUCUUCUGCUUGCCCCUUCUAUG